AUGUGCCGUCUCCUGGUGCCCCUCUGCGCCCUCAUCGGGCUAACGCUGGCCGUGCAGCCGUUUGGUGACGAUGGUUAUGCUGGGGAAAUGGCCAAGCGUAAAUCGGCAUACAUGCGAUUCGGGCGCUCCGACCCGGAUAUGGUGCCGGUGGAGGAUGAAGCUUUGGAUAUGGAGAAGAGGAAGAGCGCCUAUAUGAGAUUCGGUAAGCGAUCGGCAGCUGCUGAGCAGGAGCUGGUGCCUGAGGACGAGAUGGCCUUGGAGAAGCGCAAGUCCGCCUAUAUGCGCUUCGGCAAGAGGAAGUCGGCUUAUAUGCGCUUCGGAAAGCGUUCCCCGGUUGAGUCGAUGAUCGAGGAGGCGGAGCCGCUCGAUAUGGAGAAGCGGAAAAGCGCCUACAUGCGCUUCGGAAAA
This is a messenger RNA of Mesorhabditis spiculigera, 408 nucleotides long. The record is from the annotation of a GenBank genome assembly. Lineage: Eukaryota; Metazoa; Nematoda; Chromadorea; Rhabditida; Rhabditidae.